Molecule: messenger RNA, 1635 nt
Organism: Myzus persicae (green peach aphid)
Lineage: Eukaryota; Metazoa; Arthropoda; Insecta; Hemiptera; Aphididae
Product: osteopetrosis-associated transmembrane protein 1-like
Exons: 6
Coding region: 297-1115 (272 amino acids)
Cellular component (GO): cytosol
Source: RefSeq, a predicted model, not a curated record
UGAUAAUAGCAAAUAAUUACCUGUAGUGUCCAAUUUUGAUAAGGUUUAUCUGUCUUUUACGAUUACCAAUGAAUAAUUAUGACACUUGUUUUUUUAUUCUUUAUUUUCAUACAGUGGGACAUGGAUUAUUAUCAUCGUAAUUUUUAGUGAUUCAGUUAACAAAGAGUGUGAAUAGGUAUUGAAUAACAUUGUACAAGCUAUUUGUUCUCAACAAAUGCUGAAAUUUUAAACUCUCACAGCAAACUUAUAUAAAGUAAUGAUAUAUUUUAACAAAAUACUAUUGUAAAUCAUUGGACAUGGCCAAGACUGUUCAUUUUUUGUAUAUUUACUUGUUUUAUCUAAACGCACGAUCAUCAUUGGCGUCAAAUGUGUCCGUAUCCAUAGAUGUAUUGCCCGACGGAUGUCAAAAUCUCCUGCAAUCAUUUGCCAACGAGACAGCCAGGUUCACGCUGUGUGUAGUAACUAAUGCUCGGCCAAUCACUGUGUGUGAAAAAUGCGUGAACGAGUUCAAUCAAGUAUUCAAGAGAUAUGAAGAAAUUCAAAAGUUACACAACAAUGAUAGUGAGGUGGACUGUCGUGCAGUUUUGACUAAUAUUGAUCGCUUACAAGUUGUAUACGCAAGUUAUAACUAUGUGUUGGACAUGUGGGAAAAGGCUUCUUGCAAAUUAUGUUUAAAUGGUACUGUUUUCAAUGAAAAGACGAGAGGAGUGAUGAUACGAGGUGAUAGUUUAGAUAAGUGUAUAUCAAAACACAUAAAUAACACAGAACAUUCAAACACAUCACUUUGUGCAGAUUGCAAACAAUACUACAUGAAUUUAACCGAUUACUAUAAUAAGCAUAAAAAUGAGAACACAUUUUGUAUGGAUGUCGUUGAUUUGGUUAAUAACACACAAAGUGAUUGGAGUUUAAAAUGGAAAUGUCAUGUAUCCAACUAUGAUUCUGAAUGGGUUCUACUCGUCAUUUCAUUUAUUGUACUUUUACUGCCUAUCUUAUUUUAUUUUAUAAAUUGGUUAGUAUCCCAGGAAAGAUCCAAUAUAUUAUUAUCACAAAACCGUUGGCAUCAAAGAUUUACUAAUAAUGCAGCAUCAACUUCCGGUUACGUUGUCAUAUCCUAAGUUAGUGUUUCUGUUGAUUGGACUAUCAGUACUUCAGAAAUGUUUAUUGCAUUCAUUUUACUGUGACUCAAGUAUGAUAUAAGCUGGUAAGAAAAUAUGUUUAUUGGUGUAACAUCAAUUGUUAAGUUAGUUAAUCAUAUUUAGUGUCGACUGUGAUAUUUGUAAAUUAUGAGACAUAAAAAAUAAAAAUAUUAUAUGUUCAACCUAAAGUAUCUGAAAACAAAUUGUAACUUAAUCAUUAUUAUUAUUAUUGUUUUAUUUUUAUAGAAUUAUACUGUGUUAUAUUUUAUUUUUUUGUAACUCGUCAUUCUAAAUGCCCAAAUACUCAUACACACAUUGUGUCGAAGGUUCUGUAUUCUUUUAAUGCUAAACUGAUGUAGUGGACGGUCGUUUCUACUCAACUUAUCAUUGAAAAAUGGUGCGAAAUAGUGAUUGGAUGCAGUUAUCAAUGUGUUCGUCUAUUAUUAUUUUUCUAUGUAUAUAUAAACAUGUAUGAAUAAAUGCAAAUUGUUGGUCUACA